Messenger RNA from Scatophagus argus, 2750 nucleotides. RefSeq names its product CASP8 and FADD-like apoptosis regulator. The coding region runs from base 305 to 1744 and encodes 479 amino acids. Gene Ontology annotation, molecular function: cysteine-type endopeptidase activity; protein binding. The record is from RefSeq and is a predicted model, not a curated record. NCBI's taxonomy places the organism in Eukaryota, Metazoa, Chordata, Actinopteri, Scatophagidae. Gene Ontology annotation, biological process: proteolysis; negative regulation of extrinsic apoptotic signaling pathway via death domain receptors. The transcript has 10 exons.
CCUAUUUGACUUUCACUUUCGCUUUAGUUUCCGCAAUGUUUUUUGCGUUUUGAAACGCAAGAAAUGCUGGCAAUUCGCAUGAACCAAUCCUAAUUAAGAGUGCUGGUCUCAGUUCAUUUGUCUCUGACUUCAUGGGAUUUCGAUUGACGUUUACGUGCAAACGUACUUCCCCAAAAAGAAUAUUUAGUCGUGCGUCAUUUUGUCUGCGUGGGUUUCUGAGGUACUCACUGAGGUCGGGCUUUUGUGAGAUUCUAACAUUGUGAGGCAUACCAUCCAUCAGAUAACGUCUCUAUUAUCAAAGUCCAUGGCUGCUCCGGACCAAUAUCAGCUUCAGGUGAUUAAUCAGAUAGCAGAGGCACUCAGCAGUGAUGAACGGGAAAGGCUGUUCUACCUAUGUGGAAGCUGGGACACGGACAACAGUGUGGUUUGCUUGAAGGAGAUGCUGAAAUGUAAAGUAAUGCACCAUGGGACCGAUAACCAGUUGCUGGGAGAGCUGAUGCUGGAAUUGAGACGUUUUGAUAUCCUGAGGAAGGUGUGUAAAACCAGCAGAGAUGAGGUGGAGAGGACACUGAUGAACAGGCAGGUUCUGCCAAGAUUCAGAGUGCUGAUGUCCAAUAUCAGUGAAGAUAUGGCCAGUGAAGAUCUGAACAGUGUGAAAUUCUUGUUAGUGGGCACAUUAUCCCGUGAGAAGAUUGAAAGCGCUAAGAGUUUCCUGGCUGUGAUAAUUGAACUUGAGAAGCUGGAUAUCGUUUCACCUCAAAAAGUCGACUUCGUGGAGGAAUGUCUGCUAAACAUCGACAGGAUUGACCUAUCUAAAAAAGUGACCGCCUACAAGAUGUCAGUUGGAACAGCUGAAUAUCAUCCAUCUCAACAGCAAAGGUGCAAAGCUCCAAAACCAUUGACCCUAGCGAUUGGUUCUCGUCCUCUACCGCCAACGAGACAAGGACAGUCCCUCCACAGUGUACCACAUUGCUCUUCAGCGGUAACAGAAACCAUGCCAGUGUCUGUGUACAGAGAGCAAACCUGUCAGAGUCAACUAGAUGCGUACAAAUUUAACACUAAUUCAAGAGGACUUUGUGUCAUCAUAGACUGCGUGGGUAAUGAUGGAGACAUGUUGGAGCAGACGUUUAAGGCCCUCCACUUUAACGUUGUCCUCCACAAGUGGCUGAGUGCGGAGGACACUUUCUCUGCUCUCAGAGGGACGUUCAGACAGAGAGAGAACCUUGAAUGUGACGGCUUUGUCUGUUGCAUCAUUAGCCGUGGUACGACAAAUUAUCUGCUGGGUACUGACUCACACGGUGAAGGUCUACAUCUGGACCACGUCAGGCGUCUUUUCACUGCUGAUUCGUGCCCAAUGCUGGCUGGCAAGCCCAAACUCUUCUUCAUCCAGCGGUACAACAUCUCCGAGUUUCAGCUCCGUGCUAGGAUGCGCCACCAGGAUGAGGAUCUGGAGACGGAUGGGUGUCAAACACUUCCAAGUCGCGAUGUCAUCCCUACAGAUGCAGACGUGUUCUGGAGUCACUGCUGGACGGAUGAUGGUCAGCUGGAACAAGGAAACCAUCGAUCGAUUUACCUGAAGGGUCUGACAGAUGCCUUACACAGAGGCCAAAGGAGGAAAACACAUCUUGUUGAUGUUCAUACCGAAGUGAAUGGGGCCAUCUUUGAGCAUAACAAGAGGAAUUCUGGAGCAAAGUACCACAUCGAGGUGAAACAUACUUUACGGAAAAAUCUUUACUUGCAAUAGGAAACUUAGAGCUAUCACUUUUGGUAAAUCUUCAACAAUAUCAGUUAUAUAUUAAUGUCAUAUAUUCCGUGCCACAGAAGAACCUUUCCUUAACUGUGUACUUAGUGACACCUGGUGGUUGCAUUAACUCAAAGCAAAACUUAUUUAAUUGUUUGUUUUUAUGUUAAUUUAUUUGAUGAUUGAAAUUUUUUACUCAGUAUGUUAUGAAGACAUCAACUAUAAUAUCAAACAUGCAAAUGUACAUGUGCAACAAAGUAGUAGUGGUAUAAUGGGACACCAACUCCUAACCCAAACCCCAGAGAAAACAAUAGACACUUGGAAACAACAAACCCAAUGUCUACACGUAAUCACACAUAACCUGCUGCGUUUUUGAAGCAUAAAUGUGAAUGCCAUUUUUCUUGCCAUAUGCAGUGCAGCUAAACCGAUAGCUAAUAUGUACAUGUAUUUUAUUUUAUUUUUUAGAAUAUCACUUUUAUGAUCUCUUUAAGUUUGUGUGGUUAAUUGUUUUUGUAAAUGGGGACAUUUGGGGUGUAGUCAACACUACAUUUGAUCCGUCCGCCUGUCAUUGUUUGUAUGAUGACACCUCUGAAUACUUGUAUUACAUUUAAUGUUUUAAUAUUUUCCUGUUUUGUUUUAACUUGGAUAUAUGCAUUUUCUGUGUUUUAUCUUAAUGCAAAAAGAGAGAGAGAUAAGUGCGUUAUAAAUAAAUGCAAGUAUGUGUGACAAUAGCCAACCUGAUCUAGGAACUACUCUCUCUAUAUUUUUCUUUACUGUUUUCAGUAGUAAAGAAAAUAUAUUUUACUGGUUCCUGAAAUGAAAGAGGCAGUAAGUCAGUGUACCUUUAAUACCUUCAAUAUAUUUUUACAAUAAGUUGAACUCAAUUGCAUAUUUUGUGUUGUUUUAGUUUCUUUUCUUUUAAACAUUUCUGUACUCUUUGCUAGAUUACAAUGAAGUUAAAGAACAAUGAUUAAAAUAUAAAGACCUACAUGUUCAUAGGGUCAAUUGA